Prosopis cineraria is the source of this 1890-nucleotide messenger RNA. Its product is annotated as zinc finger protein ZAT3-like. The transcript has a single exon. Lineage: Eukaryota; Viridiplantae; Streptophyta; Magnoliopsida; Fabales; Fabaceae. The coding region runs from base 433 to 1689 and encodes 418 amino acids. The record is from RefSeq and is a predicted model, not a curated record.
CUCUCCCACAAUUCUUAUGUCUUGGUGCAAACUUGAAUUCAAUCCUACAAUCUUAUCAUGUAUCUUAUUGGAAGGGGAAGCUUUCAGCUGAAAAGCACGGGAGAGAGAAGGAGCAGAGGAAGAAGAAAGGGCAGUGAGCAAGAAGAAGCGAGCUAGCAAGGAAGGAAUAGGAAUAGGAAUAGGUGUGCUGUGGAUUCAUUCAGUUAUGGGGUCUUUAUUUGCCGUUAGAUUUCGUGAAGCCUUGCCGCAAUCUCCUCUCCUCACUCCACGUGCUUUCUUCCUCUUUGCCUCCUUCCAUGGAUUUCUCCUCCAUUUUUAGCUUCCUUUCUUCUUCCCCUUCCUUUGAUUUUUUCUUCCAACCCUAUUAACUCUCCACACGCACUCUUCUGCUUUCGCAUCCAUCCUUCUGCCCUUCUCUGAUCUCUGCGUUCCAUGGAAGAUUCCAAGCGUGUCUGCAAGUUCUGCGGCAAAAUCUUCCCGUGCGGCAGAUCUUUGGGCGGUCAUAUGAGGUCUCACAUCUCCGGCAAUAAUUCAGCUGAAACUGAGCAUUCUCUCGCAGCGACGAAGCUCUCGCAUGUCGUCGUCCAGGAGAUUGGCGACGCAGCUGCUGUUACUGCCGGCUAUGAUCUGAGAGAGAAGAGGAAGAAGACUUGGAGAGUCGCCGAUUCGAGUGACGGCACCACUCUAGCUUCAAACAAGCUGUGCAAGCGCUGUGGUAAAGGGUUUCACUCUUGGAAGGCUCUGUUUGGUCACAUGAAAUGUCACUCCGAGAAAGAAAGAGCUUCUGUUACUGAUAACAAUAGCUUGGAAGAUCAAGAUUCGUGGACUGUCAUGGAGAGCCAAUCCGACAACGAACCUCCCGGACCAAGAACAAGAACAAGAUCGAAGAGAACAAGAGCGACCACCUCGUCUCUGUGCUUUUCCAAUCAUUCCUCUUCUGUUUCUGAAGUCGAGCAAGAAGAGGUAGCUUUGAGCUUGAUGAUGCUUAGCAGGGGAGUGCCUCCACGGGGAUCUCGAGAAAUGGAGUCUGAUAAAAAACCAGAAACAUCGGAUCAUUUUGCAAGAAGUGGGUCUAGGGAGAGCAAGACGAAGAAGCUAGAUUUUCAGUCUGCAAUGGAGGAUUCUGAGGAAGUUGAUAAAGAACAAGGGAAGAAGAACUACAAGUUAUUGGGUUCAGAAUUGAACUCAAAUCCCUUGAAGAGUUCUCAGAGAAGAUACAAGUUCGAGUGCACUUCUUGCAACAAGAUCUUCCAUUCUUACCAAGCUCUUGGUGGCCAUAGAGCCAGCCAUAAGAAGAUCGCCAGAGAUUGCUUUGUUCCAAUAGAUGAGACCAGUGAAAACACUAUAAAACCAGGUUCGUCUCACUCUCACCAUGAAGCAAUUGCAGGUUCGGAUCUUCAUGAAGAUGCAGAGCUUAACAAGAGCAAAGAUCACGAAUGCUCCAUUUGCCUCAAGAGUUUUCCAUCCGGGCAAACGAUGGAUGGCCACAAGAGAUCCCAUUUAGCUGAAAGUAUGGAUUUGAUUGAGGAGCCAGUUGAGAAAAUUAGGGACAUGAUCGAUCUGAAUCUUCCAGCAGAGGAAGAAGACAGCAAUAAUAAUAGUAAUUCUGAGUCUUACAGAUCAUCACCCUGGUGGGUGAGAGGCAUCCACAACAAGCAGGAGGCUCUGGUAGGCCUAAUGUCUAACUAAUCACAUCAUAGUUCCAAUUUCUCAGUGAAGAUUCGAAAUGUAUAGGACAAAUUUUUCUGCAUUUCUUUGGUUAAUUCUUCACAGGAUCCAUGUCUCCUUGUUGUUGAAGGUAUAUCUGCUCAUAUCAUAUUCUUCGAGUAGUUUACUAGAUGAACUUUUGAGAUGAUAUACCAGUUCAUUACUUGUUUUUCCCCUUCCUAA